AUGGAACUGCCGAAAUCUCUAUACUGGGAUCCCACGACCUAUCCGUCGCUGUCCGACGAAGAGGCCGGACACGUCCGCCAAAUAUACACCUUCACAGAACAAUACUUCCAGGAUCCGCGCUUCGACGCUUCUCAUGACUUUGCGCACGUGAGACGCGUCGUCACCAACGCUCUUGCCAUUCUUAAGAAGGUAGAAGACCAGCGCAAAAGACAGGCCCUCCCGGCUUUAAAUCCCUUGAGUGUCAUUCUGGGAGCGUUGCUGCAUGACGUCGAGGACAAGAAGUAUGUCGCUGUGAGCACGGAACAGCAGGCGGGGUCGUUGCGCAAGGCGGUCACCCAGGUGGGACUGUCGGAGUCUUACGCCGAGCACAUCCAACUGUUGGUCGACGGCGUGUCGUAUUCCUCUGAAGUGAAGGAUCCGGAGCGCGUAGAGAAGCUCAUCGAGCUGAUACCGGAACUGGCUGUGGUGCAAGAUGCUGACCGGCUCGACGCGAUGGGGGCUAUCGGUAUUGGGCGGUGCUUCACCUUUGGAGGGGCAAAGGGCGCGCGGAGCCUGGAAGAUUCCAUCCAGCAUUUCGAGGACAAGUUGCUGAAGCUCGAGGGGAUGAUGAAGACCGAUGCGGGGCGAGCCAUGGCGAAGGAGAGAUCGAGCAGGAUUCGAGACUUCAUGGGCUGGUGGAAAGACGAGGUCGAAGUGGCGGACAAGAAGGGUAGACAGCCCGAUUUCGAUACUUGA
Cladophialophora yegresii CBS 114405 is the source of this 735-nucleotide messenger RNA. RefSeq lists its product as uncharacterized. NCBI's taxonomy places the organism in Eukaryota, Fungi, Ascomycota, Eurotiomycetes, Chaetothyriales, Herpotrichiellaceae. The coding region runs from base 1 to 735 and encodes 244 amino acids. The transcript has a single exon. The record is from RefSeq and is a predicted model, not a curated record.